CAUAUUUCUUCUCUGAUAAGAAUCUCUAAAAGAAAAUUAUUAAUAAUAACUAAAAUUUCCCUUUUAAAAACUUCACAAACCUUUGUAUUAAAAACAAAAUAAAAACCCUUCACGAUCCUUUCUCUAUUUCUCGAUCCUAACUCCGGGAAUUUUUUUUUCCAUUUCGUUUUCCGGGAAAUAGUUUUCCCGGAAAAGUACGAGCCAAAUUGUCUAUCGGACCAAUCAGAAAAAAAGAAACAGUAGCUUUCUUUUGAAUGGGGCAACAACAAUCAAAAGACGAGUUGCUAUACAAUCAAGUCAAUUAUGGUAACGCAGAAGGGAUCAAAUCUCUUUUCCGUGAAGGCGCAGGCCUCGAGUGGAUGGAUAGAGAAGGGAAAACGCCGUUGAUAUUAGCGUGUUUGAAUCCACAGCUUUUUGAUGUUGCCAAGACUUUGAUCGAACUUGGUUCUAACGUUAACGCUUAUCGUCCAGGUCGUCAUGGGGGGACACCCUUGCACCAUGCAGCAAAAAGAGGCCAUCUAAAUACAGUCAAAUUACUUCUUUUUCAUGGAGCUAAUCCGUUGGUGAUGAAUGAUGAUUGUCAAACUCCUCUAGAUGUUGCUAGGGUGAAAGGAAAUGUCAAUGUUGUAAGGGCAAUUGAGGAUCAUAUAUGUUUAUUCUCUGGUUGGAUGCGGGAGUUUUACGGGCCAGGAUUUAUUGAAAUGUUUGUUCCUCAGUUGCUUUCAAGAAAAGUUUGGGUGGUUGUUCUACCAACUGGUUCCCGAAAUAAUUCAAAACCUUUCAAGUUGGAGCUGGCCAUAUAUUCUACUUUGCAGGAUGCCCAACCACGUACGGUUAUUGCAUUGUGGAAAGCUAAUUUGGAGGAGCCAAAGCUUGACCAACCUGAUCCUUCUGUGGCAAUUCUUGAUAAUUCCAGCAUCUCAAGACGAGGGAGGCGAAGACGAACCAUUUACACCUCCCGAGAGGCGAGGUGUAAAGCUGGAAUAGUUAGGCGUAAGCAUGAAACACGCAUUAAACUUGCACCUGGAAAUGAAAAUGAUCGCCAGCAGCUGCAAUGGUUUUGUGAUGCAUGCAAAGGAAUUCCACAGGCAAGCGGUCCUGCAUUUCUGCAUGUUUCUCAGCCUCCAACUGCUCCAGCAGAUGCAGAGGAUUUAGAAUUAGCAAUGGCAAUUAAUGCCUCGAUCCAGUCAGCUAUAGCAGAGACGCCCAAUUUUGAGUUGCAUACUGGCAAUGAAGCUAGUUCAUCCUCCAGUUGGGGUAACUCUGCAAGUACAAGUGCCCAUGGUGGCUCAGUAGGGCCAGUGGAGGUUCCCCCUUCAAAAGCAAGUACUAGUGAAUGGACAAUGACUGAAGCUAGCUCCAGUGGAGACUCAACCGCAGGCACCAAUGUCCACAAUAGUAAUAUCUCUUCUGUUCUUAUGGGAGUACAAACUGCAGAUUCAGUCCCAACAGCUCCACCAGCCAUGGACGAGAUUGUAGAAGAUGGUCCAAUCCAAUAUCCAUCAAUCGAUUCAACUCCUAUCAAUAUGCCUACCUCAGGUGCUGAAAACUUAGCUGCUAAUGCUGGUCAAACAAAGGAAGAUGGGGGCCCUUCUUCGUGCACGAUAUGUUUGGAUGCUCCAUCAGAGGCAGCUUGUGUCCCCUGUGGCCAUGUUGCCGGAUGUAUGUCAUGUUUGAACGAGAUCAAAGCGAAAAAAUGGGGCUGCCCUGUUUGUCGUGCCAAGAUCGAGCAGGUUAUAAAGCUAUAUCGUGUUUGAUUGAAUUUUGCAUCUGAAAUUUGUAUAACCUGUAAAUGAUUUUCAGUGAUUUCUGCGCGUUGAAGAAGUUUAUUUCUCUUUAUUUGAGCAUUGGCGCUGUUAGUUUUUGUAAAAUAUUUAACAUAUAUCUUUUAAAGAAAAUACAUUUAAUAUAUAGUUGCAAUAAAAGAGUUUGUAUUUUCCUAA
Messenger RNA from Gossypium raimondii (Peruvian cotton), 1943 nucleotides. Its product is annotated as putative E3 ubiquitin-protein ligase XBAT35. The record is from RefSeq and is a predicted model, not a curated record. Gene Ontology annotation, molecular function: protein binding. Bases 255 to 1757 code for a protein of 500 amino acids. The transcript has 10 exons. Lineage: Eukaryota; Viridiplantae; Streptophyta; Magnoliopsida; Malvales; Malvaceae.